AAAACUCCGCGACUGCACGAGGUUUGUUGAAGCCUCAACCAAAACGCAUUUCCAUCGCGCUCAGGCGCUUCCCCUCGUUCUUUUCCCGUUUUGCCGGCUUUUUCUUACGCACUUCUGUGUUGGUGUGACACAGACGUGUCUGGUAGCGCAAUCUCUACCGCAUAGACGCUUGUUGUCAAACUCUAGCAAAACUCCGUCAGAAAUCAGCUCGCGUCGUACUUCUUCACGUCUCUUUUCUCGCUAUGUCGUCAUUUAUAUCCAAUGCCGCCGACGCUCCUCCCGGUUUCGGUGUAUUCCAAGCCGUUGAAGAUGACUUGUCCAUCCAGCGAGGAAUACGGGAACAACUGCAAGCAUUGAUCGAUGACAAGAAACGGCAGCUCACCCUCGUGGGGACUUUGGGGCAACGGUUUCUUAGUCAGGAAGUUGAACUUGAGGAGCGUAUACAGCAAAUGGAUGAAGCAGAAAUUGAAGCCUCACAGUCUGGCGAUUUGGAGGCUUCUGCACAUAUUAGGGACAAACUGGAAGACUUGGCCAGAACAAUGCAAACGUGGGAGACGGAGAACCAAGAGAUGUGGGCUAAAGCCCUUGCUCUUGGCACAUCAUUGGCUAAUGGCGAAAAGCCGAACGUCGAUCCAUUCACUGCACCAUCCUCCUCUUUCAGUUCCUCAUUAAGUGGGGAUAUGUCAUUUCACCCUGAAGUAGCCCCUUCGGCUGCGCAAUCCUCCCGGCGUGCCAAGAAUGCGGGGCUGCCGAGGGCAAAUCACGUUGGUGAGUUAGAUUGGUAUGAAGAUAUUGGAAAUUCGUUGACACGCGAAAUCCGCCGCAUGCACGCGCUGUUGAGCGAGCGUGAUAAAGCCUUACAGGAUCUGAAAGAGGAGAGAGAUGAUUUGGAGCGCAGCUUAGAGACCCUUCGGGCAUCGUUCAGAGAACAACAGACGAAUGCUGAAAAAUAUAGGGAGGAGAAUUGGAAUUUGGAGUAUGCACUUCAAGAAUUGCGGGAAAAACUGAACGAGGCGAACGCAUCUACUCAAAGAGCAGAGGCUGAAAACAAGCGCACACUCAAACAGCUUACCUCUGCUCGGGAAACUAUCGAUGCACAAAAGAACGAAACAGAACGGCUGCAAGGCUCCUUGGAUGAUAUUCAAUCGAAGCAUGAGACCGAUGUUGCUCAAAUGAGAAAAACUACCGCUAGUCUUCAAAGGGAGAAAAGUGACUUGCAAACAACCCUGGAUACUUUGAAAUCUGAUUUGGCCAAGAAGUCUAGAUCUUUGCCAAAUCGUUUUGGGUCUCCAGUGACACCUACGGAUGCCGCUGGGACUCCGGGAGAUGAUGACGAUGUAUUUACAGGUGGUCACUCCACGCGUCGGAGGUACGAUACCAGCAGCUUACGUUCCCCAAUUGAUGGCACGGAAGACGAGUCUUGGGCCGACGUCUCGCCGACAAAGCCUUCCAUAAUAACCCCUUCUCAUCCAUCCACGGAAAUAGAGGCUUUGAAGCAGUCCCUCGCCCACGCCCAUCGACAAAUAUCAACACUCAAGAAUUCAGUUCAACGUGAGAAAGAGCAGAAGCAGGAGUAUCGUCGGAGACUCGCCCUGAAGGGAGAGGCUCCCGAUGAAUGGGAGGACGACGAGGACACGAUGGCAAGCCCGAUGUCCAACCGGGCGACCAUUGAAUCGCCAUCUCGUGGGCUGCCGGGACGGAGGCGGGGCGGGAGGCUCACGCUCGCUCAGAAGCUCGGUAUUGUUGCGGCGGAGAGAGCGCUUGGAAGUCGUUAUCAAACCAAUGAUGCAGAACCAUCAGCCGUGGGUCUUGGGGGCAAUAAUAUCGAUGAUGAUGACGAGCCUUCUCCAUUUGUUGACCAGAAGACCAGUCGUCCCACCAGUAUAGAUGGCAUGGACCCCGCUUUUGCGAAUGUGUUACAAAGUCUUCCCUCGAGGGAGUCUGUGACGGCAAUUGACACUGACGAAACUCGCUUUGCAACUUUCCCUCGCCGUGCAAGGGGUGGUGGCGCUUUCAAGUCGGAGCCUCGUCCACCGUCAAUGGGUGAUAUCGCUCCAACAGCAUUGAGCGCAGAACUAGGCACCCAUGGUGCCCUAGGUGAAGGUUCUAUGACGACUGCCAACGAGAGCAUCUACGGUAUUUACUCACCUGAGUCUCGUGAGAUCGGCGUCCAAGUUGAACCACUUCCAAAUGUCAUCACGACCGAUGCCGGCGUGCAGACAGACGAGCAGGAAAUGGUCCCUCCGCACAGCAUGGCCGAAGUUGGUGUUCAGCAUGAGAGCUUCCCAGCCCUACGUGCCUCUGCCGCGGUACAGACUCAACCUGUUAUGGUGCAUGUGUCGACAUCCACCGACCCUGAACCUCCUCGUCUCAGCUUGGGUGUUUCAACUGACAGUCAGGCUGUAUGCGACUCGUCGGCACAGACAAUCUCCCCGUCUCUUGGUCACACUUCAACGCAGACUAUUCCACCACCAACAGUGGAUGCUGCAAUCCAAACUAUGGGACCCGGAGUCCAACCAAUUCCUGUUCCGAUCAUUGUUGAGCCCUUGCACCACCCUAGCGAAACGUCCCCUCCUGCAACUUUGUCAUCCUCCUCCGAUCAAGUGAUUCCCCGCGCUAUUCCAUGGAGCAGACCCCGGCCAGUAGGGAUGAUUUUCGAAAGUGACUCCGAAGAGACCGAGACAGAAGGGGAAUAUGUCGAUGCCAGGGAAUCGGAGCCCACCCCAUCAAGUUCCGUUCAAGACUUCCACUCAUUCCAAAGUGCGAUAGAUUACGCAGACAGUGAUGCUGAUAGUAUGCGAACAAGCACCGGUCAAACAUCUUUCGCCAACGCUUUGGGCAGACGCAGUGUUCGAAGUCGACACGACUCCCAGGCGACAACGCGUGCAACACUACAGACCCCCAACACAGACACGAAGGAGAUGUCUGUCCAAACAGAUGAAUGGAUCCCAACCCCCAGACCAGCGCUACCAAGCGCUAUCAGUUUCCAUAGAGUUGGUAGCACCCAGCCGACGCAGUUCCAAUACGUGCCAUCAUCCCCAAUGAAAACUACGUCCUCAUCGGUCGCUCUAGCCACCAGUAUAUCGAAAUCACCGGUCAGAGAUUCCAUCGGUACAUUUGGAAGUCCUGAUCGUGACAGGACGCUUUCCAUGACAAGCACAAGCGAGCGAAGCCUGCAGGGUGAGGUGCUAAACAAGGAUGAUGCCAACCCAACCAUGGUUAGUUCGCCCACCAUCGACCGAUCCCGGCCCCCUACCAUGUCCCUCCCCCCUCCCCCAAGCAUGCCGCCGCCCCCAACAAUUCCAACGAAGAAAUCUUCGAUGCCCCCACCCCGUCCCACGUCACCCCCUCCUCCAGAACUCAUUCAACGUGCAACUACGCCAACCUUUGGAAGACAGUCAUCUUUACUGGUCCCACCAAACAGAGCGAAUCGUCCUGGCAGUAGCAUCCCUCCAUCUCAAGCUGGUCUACGUCAACCACCUUCGACUGGCAGCUUUAGAUCUGCGGCGAAUGGAGCAACCAAAUCCGGAUCAGCAUUCAUCACACCUAGAACCGACAGGCGUGACAUGUCUCAAACCUCUCUGCUUUCUGCAUCUAGUGUUCCAUCACGCAGACUUUCAAUUUCCUCGUCUCAUUCGAGUGCCAAAAAGCCAAUCACUAACGCAGCUCCCGGUCCCGAGACACCGAUCCAAUCUGCACCAUCAACCGAUCCAACAGUUAUUCAUGCUAUCACGCAGACCAUGAUCGGGGAGUUCUUGUAUAAGUACACCCGGCGAGUUGUUGGUAAAGGCCACGGCGAGAAACGACAUAAACGGUUCUUUUGGAUACAUCCCUAUACUAGGACUCUGUACUGGAGCUCGGCGGACCCAGGCGCUUCUAGUACGGGUGAAUCGAAUGCUAAAAGUGCCUACAUUGAUGCCGUUAAGUCUGUUAUUGAUCCCAAUCCCAUGCCUCCUGGAUUACAUCAAUACAGCAUUGUCGUAUACACGCCACAACGAGAAAUGAAGUUCACUGCGCCAACGAAGGAGCGGCAUGAUAUUUGGUUUCGAGCAUUGUCAUAUCUCAUCGAUCGUCCAAGUGCCGUCCUGGUCUCAACCCCAGCAGUUGGGUCUAUGACGCCAUCCCCUAUUCCUGCCCGAACGAUGCCAAGUUCACAUAGAGAGGAUGGAACACUAAAGGGAAAGAACGAAGCUAUGAUGGCCAGUCCGUCCAGUGUUCGGAGUGCUAUGUCGAAAGGCUCUAUGGAUUCUUGGAAUCUGACGCCACGUGCUCGCGCGCAAGCACAUCUUGCCCCUCAAUCAAUCAGUCGACGCACCGCCACUCCAGCCACCGAGUAUUUGAGGCAGUAUUCGGAGCCCCAAUAUCGUCCUUACCCUGACUUGCACAGCCCAACUCGCUCAACUCGUUCUCUACAGCAGCGCUUUGAAGAUGCGCUAGACAAUCGCGAUGAUGAAGAGUUUGAGACUAUCGAACAUCAAUUCCCUAAUACUGGUGAUUUCGAAAUAAAUGAUGAGCCUGGGGAAGGUUUCGAGGGUUUGGAAAAUGUUCGAGCGUGCUGCGAUGGGGAGCAUGAUCUGAAUGAUUUGUCGAAGGGGCCGAAUCCCCAUCACCAUCACCAUCACCAGGCUGCCGUGCGUCCCUCAUCUAGACUAUCCUCUCGGCCAGACAUUCCUCCAACAUCUCGACCAGUUUCACCGAGCGCUUGGAGUUUUAGGUCCCGUAGCGGCAGCCAGCGUUCCGACGGAGCCAGCUUGUUUUCUUGGGGGGGUGGGGGUGACGGAGCAGGCAAACACAGUCUCAGGUUUGGAUCCCGACGGUCUGCAAAGUCUUCCGCUCCUGCGAUGUGACAUCGAGCGCUUGGCUGGUAGCACACUUGAUCCCUCAAACUUCACACUCCUUUUGAUCGAUACCCCUUCCAUUUAUGCCAUUCAAUCCGUGGCAAUCACUGAACUUCGUUUUCGUUACUCCUCGAUUUGAUGCAUUACUCACAUGCUCUUGCCAAAGGAAGAUUAUUAGUUGCUACGCCCUAGUGUUUCGCUCUGUAUUACUUUCUACUUCUAGAUUUUGAUUUUCAAAUAAUACUACAGUUAGCUACGCGA
This is a messenger RNA of Cantharellus anzutake, 5099 nucleotides long. RefSeq lists its product as uncharacterized. The transcript has 6 exons. Bases 243 to 4847 code for a protein of 1534 amino acids. Lineage: Eukaryota; Fungi; Basidiomycota; Agaricomycetes; Cantharellales; Hydnaceae. Gene Ontology annotation, cellular component: mitochondrion; cell cortex. Gene Ontology annotation, biological process: dynein-driven meiotic oscillatory nuclear movement; maintenance of protein location in cell cortex; establishment of mitochondrion localization. The record is from RefSeq and is a predicted model, not a curated record. Gene Ontology annotation, molecular function: tubulin binding; phospholipid binding.